Molecule: messenger RNA, 1302 nt
Organism: Coprinopsis cinerea okayama7#130
Lineage: Eukaryota; Fungi; Basidiomycota; Agaricomycetes; Agaricales; Psathyrellaceae
Exons: 6
Coding region: 1-1302 (433 amino acids)
Cellular component (GO): Ino80 complex
Source: RefSeq, a predicted model, not a curated record
AUGGCAUUUAACAAAUACCCUCCUGGAAUUAUCAGUCCUGGAUACCUUAGUCGCAAAGCACUGCCGAUCAAGAAAAACGACGCUGAGCCUCUGACUCGGGAAGAUGUCCAGUACGACUUGCUGGACUGCAUCUUCUCCGAUACGAAGGCUGUCUUUACCGACCCAUUCAAGGACCAGGAGAAAGUCACCUUUGGCGACCUCUAUAUUUCUGCUCUGCACAACUCCAACAAAUGCUCAAAGGUACUCAAGGAUAAAAUGGUCGAGACUCCAGCUUUUGCCAUUGAAUUGGGCAAGAUAUCACUUUUGACCAAUGUAGGGAGGAUCAAUACCACGAUGGCGUUCUUUCCCGAGAUGAAGACAGCUUUGAGGACAUAUCAUCCUGUUCCUUCUCUCCAAAAAACAGACGGAAACGCGCAAGACGCACCUCGAAUAAAAAACUGUUUAAAGGCUGCACUCUUAGCUUCCGAGUCCAAGGGCAUCCCACCAGCAACCCCCGAGGAAAUUCUGUCUAAACGUCGUGCUGGUCUGUGCCCACCCACAAGCGUGGUUAACCUCGUUUUUGUGCUAUCCACACAUGCCGCACCGUUAUCACCAACUCACUUUGACGGCACCUUGAACUUUUUGGAUCUAUUUAUACCUGGGAAGGGCUAUGCUUCGUACGAGCGAGCACAGGCCUUUUUAUGGUUUAUAUACCAUUAUUUGGAGGACGCUGAAGGUCCGAACCCUUUUGCCGACAAGUUCGCUCAAAAGAAUCCGGGAAAGGCUCCCCAACUGCGCGAACUAGGGGAGAACGAGGUGGAGAACAUCGACACCCAGGAAGAAAUUCAAUGGGGCCGAGCGAUGUCUGCCAGACGUAACACCUUCCUUCAACAGCUCGUUUCCUCCCUCGAGUAUGAGAAGAGAACAGGGCGAAGUGCUGCGCCACUUUUCAUAUCUGUCACUCCCGAAAACGGAACGGGUCGGCGUUCACAACGACAAGUUUAUGAUUCUACACCGAGAGAAGAAGGGUCGUUCUUGUUCUACGUUCCGUCCCAGAACUCAGCCACUUCUGCGAGAUCAGAACGGGGUCGGAACCAGCACGCGCUGAGAACAGUCACAGAGGCAGAGGUGCCCGCGGGCCCUCGUCUUUCGCGCAGGAAUAUGGUGGAUCAUGCAUGGAUCAUCGCGACCACGACAGAUCCUUUGGAUGAUUCGGAUGGGGAACGAGGUGAAAGCGAACACGUUUUGUUGGAUUACGGUAUGCAUCGUUGUGAUCUAUUCCCCCUUCCCCGUGUCCUCAGUAUACUGAGAUAUUGGUUCUAA